AUGAAGGUAUCAGCAGGAUUAUCCAGCCAAGUAAAGCACCUGCUGUCUACAGGUGACCUCAGCAAGCAGCAGCUCAGUACUCUCCUUAGCCACUCUUCGCAACUGAAAGACGCUUGCAAGAAGAACGCGAUCCCCCCAGCCAAGCUAUCGAUACCAAAGACACUGGAUGCUAAAUCUGUUGCUGUGAUUUUCAAUAAGAGAUCCACUCGUACGCGUGUUGCCGCAGAGACUUCUCUCCACGCUUUAGGUGGUCAUCCAUUGUUCCUGUCUCCUUCGGAUAUACAGCUUGGUGUGAAUGAGUCGCUCGAAGACACUGCUCGAGUCGUGAGCUCAAUGUCUGAUGGCAUAUUCGCCAGGGUUGGCGCACAUUCAGAUAUUCAGACUCUGGCAAAAUACUCAACUGUACCAGUGAUCAACGCACUGUGCGAUUUAUAUCAUCCAACUCAAAUUUUGGCUGAUUUGCUUACCAUCAGCGAGGUUUACGGCGUUAACUAUGGCAGCGAUGCGCCACUUUCGGGGCUAACGUUUAGCUGGGUUGGUGAUGCUAAUAACAUUAUAAACGACACGUUGCUCUCGCUACCAAGACUCGGUGGUAUCGUCAAAGUGGGGUGCCCUGAAGGAUACCAAAUCGAUCCAAUCAUAAUGAAUCAACUCAAAUCUCAAGGCGUUAUGGAUAAGGUUGUUUUUACUAGCAGCCCGUAUGAAGCUGUCAAAGGUGCCGAUGUGAUCGUCACCGAUACAUGGAUCUCAAUGGGUCAGGAAGACGAAAAGGCAAAGAGGCUUCAAGAUUUCAAGGGAUUCCAAGUAACUGAAGAUUUAGCGAGAAAGGGCGGUGCCAAAGAGAAUUGGAUGUUCAUGCAUUGCUUACCCAGGAAGGCAGAGGAAGUCGAUGACGAGGUAUUCUACGGUAAACGUUCAAGGGUGUUCCAGGAGGCGGAAAACAGGAAAAGAACGACCAUGUCCAUGUCGUUCAUGGUCACAGACUAUCUUAAUGAAUUAGUAAAGCAAUUCAAUUUCAAUUUCAAGGUUGACCACCUGUUUGAGUACAAGUCAUUGCUGGAGUUGCUCCUCGAGAACCCGCUUAACAAGUUCAAUAUAACUUACAAGGCAAUUCCAACAAACCAGCCAAUAGAUUUCCAUUAUAAGAUUAAAGAUAGCAUUGUCGGUGUUUUCACAGUCUCAACGAGAUACUACGCUAAAGAUGAAUUGAGCAAGGUGUUGAAAGUACUUGAGAUUGUGGUAUAUGCUUCACUUUCAAUCAUAUUAGAAUUAAAGCUGAUGGAGACCUACAAUAUCCAUAUUCUUAUCAAGAAAAGGUCCCUCGUCCGCCAAUUGAUCGACAGCCUAUUCAAGUACACCCAGCCACAGCAGCAAACCACCGCCCAGAAUAAGUACUCCAAAGUUACAGACAAGAUGGAAUCUCAGGUACUCUCUACUUCUCCUUCUGUUAAGUCCUUUCCAGCCGGUUUUCUUAUCCAAAAUCUCGCUAAGGAUGAUCAGACCAUUUCCUCAAACAUCAAGUCAGCAUUGAACUCUCUUUUAUCGCAUAAUUCUUCUUUCGACGGCUUCUUCAAUCACCAAUCCAUACCCAUUCUACACUCAACUGAGCACAAUCACGCUCAACUCUCUUUGAUCUCUUACUACAACCAGAAUGACAUGCGUUUGAUUGCUAAACUACUUCAAUUAUCCGAAUAUGAAAGUGGUUACUUUGAACAAUACACACACUUCACCUGGAGGCUAGAUAUUGCUGUCUUUGACAGCUUUGCUCCUUCCACACCUCCGCAGCAAUCAAGAAAGCUGCCACAACCUGAUGAUACCCCCAAACAGUCUAAGUCUCAUAUAUCCAUCUACCCCGACCAAGACCAUAACCACGAGUACAGCCACGACCACUCGAGAUACUCUAAGAGCACUAUUAAGGCAUGGAUUGAAUGUACCAUUUGCAAGAGUUGCACACCACACAACGAUUUAUCUGAAGGUGCUCAACUUUAUUCCUUUGGAAAGUAUUUAGAGCUCUUGCUCUACUCCAAUAGCUUUCUACCUUCAACGCUAUGUGAUCAUGCCAGAAGGUGUCUCGAUAGCAAUAUUCCUUCAAAGACCAACUUUGUCAGAUGGUUUGAUCUGUCUAGCAAAGCUAAGCUGAUCAGAAUGUCUCUUAACCCCGUAAACCCCUUUGAUAUCAAGGGUCCAAAAAUACAGAUCAAAGAAUCGCAGUCAAAUACAUCGGAUGAGUUUCAGUAUCCAACUGACGUUGAGCGAUUUAAGUUGAAGGAAGACAUUUCAGACUCGGUUGUGCGCUCAACACGGAAAGAUAUCGCCAUCUACUUUACAACCAAUGCUAGAGGUUGUUUGCAUGAUCUGCUUAGAGACUACUACAAUCACAUUGCCUCAACCAAGAAGAAGAAGGGUUCAAACAGCGAGCCCGAGUCAGCACAAAUGAGUCGGUCAAACAGUGGUACAGCAAAGUCUAUGUCGCAAGCAGCUGCGACUCUGAUGAAUAUCUCUCAAGCUGAUAACGGUCACUAUAAUGCCAAUGCUUUCCAACAGCCUGCGACAAUAUCUGGUGGAACCUCACCUCUGUUAAAACAACGCUUAACACCUGCCACUGCAACUGCCAACAGAAUAAAGAGACUAUUCGAUCAACAGGAACUCGAUUUACUCAAGCUUUUGAAAGAUGUUCCGCCUGAGCACGCUAAUGAUGUUAGAAGGAAGUUGAAGGAGACAAGCUAUGCGUGUAGAGCUCGACUACUUGCUUUCAAAAAUAAGUUCAUACCUGAGAGCUACUACAACAAGAAUGAGCAGCGCAAAAAGGAGAAGGAAAGAGAGAAAGAGAAAGAGAAAGAGAAAGAAAAGGAAAAAGAUAAGGAUCCUGCAGCGACGACUAAUGACAGCAAAAGCGAAGACUUUACUGGUCAAAAUCAGAAUCAAAAGGAACCAAGCGAGGACAACCUUAAAAAGGAAAUAGAAAGUAAUGAUUACCUCAACAACCCACGCGUGCAUGCCUUCCCAGGAAGUAGCAUUUUAGUCAGGGAAGAUGACCCAUCAUCUAUAAUAGCAUAUGCUUUAUCGUCUGAUUUGUAUCUGAACGAGAUGCAGAAGAUGAAGCAGGAACGUUUCAACGAUGAGAACGAAGACGACAUCAUACCUGAGGAACAUCAUGAUACGUCAAAUGAUAAAGAGAAUGAAAAGGAUAAGGAUAAAGAAAAAAGCAGGAAUGAAAAGAAAGACAAAGAUCAGCAACCUUCACAGACAGAGGUCGCAAAUUCCAACUGCGAACCAGACAGUGAAGAUCCAGCAGCAUUUUCGAACAAUUGUACAGAUUCUUGGACUUAUUCAGUGACGAGGAGAGAAGGUACUUCCGAUAAUCCAGGUGGCCUGCUUAAUUUAAGAAUGUUGUCUUCUAAGCGUUCGAUCGAUAGUCUAGGAAUGUUGAGGUUGCGAUCGCCUUCAUCUCGACCGACUUCAAUGAUGAGUGAUGCCUCUGUCAAUACAAACAUUCCGCAUCCUUCGAAUCUCUCAAUAGGUCCUUCAGCUGUGAGCAGCAAUCAGGUUGAACGUCAAAAUAGCAACGGUUCGACCGCUUCUAGUCACAGAAUGUCUCUUAGAAACACCGCUGAGAAUAGCGACGGUGACGCAAUACUCGAGAACCUGAUGUCUGCUGAGCAACCAGAGCAAGCGGAACAGUUAGAUGCACCUGUAGCAGCCGAUUCAGAAAAAUCACACAAGCGUUCAUUGUCUGCUUCUAGCAAUACAAGUUCAGCCAGCAAUACAACGCCAAAUGCGAGACAGAGAUCACCAAAUGGGCUCUCCUCAAGUUUACCUUCUCAGCCAAUUCCAAGACGCGUAUCUGAGCUAUCACAGAACAGUGACAGCGAAGGAGCAUCAGGUAACGUUAAUGAAAUAUGCGGUAAAUCUUGGACAUCUGAGCCUGAGAAUGCAUUGAAUGAUUUCGAGCAAUUGAGGAAGAGGGAGGAUGCGAACAAAGCAAUUGAGACACUCAAGGAGGAGGAAGAACCUCAAGAAGAUUUGGCAAGUCUGAAAGAGAUUGAUACAAACAGUGAACCGUCUGAAAUGAUGAAUCAGGAGAGUAAUAUGAGCUCAUCUUCAAAAUACGUACCACCACCACCUCCAAGCUCAGCUAAUAGCUUCAUUGAUGAAGAUAUGUCUGCUGACGAUAAUUAUAAAUCUGACUCACAGGUUUCCACGGCACCUACACUGAGACCUUCACUGACUACUAGAGCAUCAAGUAGUUUCAGUUCAAUAUUCGCUCUUGGUCGCAAUAAAGAGGGUAAUCUUCCUGAGGAUCAGUUGCACGCUCAACCAUCACUUUCGUCACUGCCUAAUGAGGAUAAGAGAGGUCGCAUUAUCAGCUCACGUAUGGAUGAAGCAGCUGCUAAUACUAGCAACAUUGAGGCGAAGGAGGUCAAAAAGUCACCUCACAUUAAAUAUGAGUUUGGAGACAAGACUAAAUUUGGUGUCACAAUCUACUUUGCGGAAGAAUUUGACGCUUUGAGGCGGAAAUGCGGCGUAAGUUCGCAGUUGAUUCAUUCAUUGUCGAGAAGUAUGAGUUGGAGAGCUGAGGGUGGUAAAACCAAAGCCAACUUCAGUAAGACUGUGGAUGAAAGAUUCGUGAUUAAGCAGUUGACGACGAGUUGGACGGUUGAUGAUAAGCAUGCUUUGUUGGAAUGGGCACCUGCUUAUUUCAAGCAUGUUGAGUCAAACAAACCUACACUGCUGUGUAAAAUCUUGGGUUUCUACAGCAUAAAAAUAACGCCACCAUCGGAAUCUAAAUCUAGCGUGCCUAUUCGAAUGGAUUUACUAGUGAUGGAGAAUCUCUUCCACUCGCAUUCUAUUUCGACAGUGUUUGAUUUGAAGGGUAUUGAAGGUCGCAAAUGUAAAUCUGGCGGUACAUUAGGCGAUGCUGAUUGGGAGAAAACUGAUAAUAUCAGCAUGCAUCUCAUACAUUCACACUCUAAGCACAUAAUCGAAGAGGCGUUGAAAAAUGAUACACAGUUCCUGAUGGAUCAGAACAUAAUGGAUUACUCAUUCUUAAUUGGCGUAGAUAUGAGAAGAAGAGAGUUGGUAGUUGGUAUAAUUGACGCAAUCGGUGCAUUUACCAUUGCCAAAUAUAUAGAGAGUGCAGGGAAACACUCAAAACAAGCCAUAUUUAAUCCGACUCAAUCAACGAGAUAUUCAAAAGUGACCGUUCUCCCACCAGUUGAAUAUCAGAAAAGAUUUUUACAGGCUAUGGAUAAGUACUUUUUGCCAUGUCCAGAUAAAUGGACAGCAAUCAAUAUAACGAAAGACAAUAAUGAUGAUGUUGAUACGAUAGUUUCGAAUGACCCACACAGUCAUUCACAUGGUUAUUCACACGGGUAUUCACGUAAAUUGCCCAAUCCAAUCUAA
Molecule: messenger RNA, 5403 nt
Organism: Wallemia ichthyophaga EXF-994
Lineage: Eukaryota; Fungi; Basidiomycota; Wallemiomycetes; Wallemiales; Wallemiaceae
Exons: 6
Coding region: 1-5403 (1800 amino acids)
Biological process (GO): amino acid metabolic process; phosphatidylinositol phosphate biosynthetic process
Cellular component (GO): fungal-type vacuole membrane; endosome membrane
Molecular function (GO): carboxyl- or carbamoyltransferase activity; amino acid binding; 1-phosphatidylinositol-3-phosphate 5-kinase activity
Source: RefSeq, a predicted model, not a curated record